This is a messenger RNA of Rhipicephalus sanguineus (brown dog tick), 1464 nucleotides long. RefSeq names its product F-box/LRR-repeat protein 12-like. Gene Ontology annotation, molecular function: protein binding. NCBI's taxonomy places the organism in Eukaryota, Metazoa, Arthropoda, Arachnida, Ixodida, Ixodidae. The record is from RefSeq and is a predicted model, not a curated record.
CGCGCCACACAAUCAAUCGAAAACAAACAUGGCAGCCGUAGCAGUGCGACGCAACGGUGCGAAGCACUGACUUCGUAUCGCAUGGCCUGCCCUUGCACUUGUAGAUAAUGCAGAACAUGUGUUCGAGUGAGGAACUCCACGAAUUGUUCACCAUGUCGAACGCUAAGCGGAUGGAUCGUGCACUUUGACAAGAAAUGGGAAACGUGUUUGUGGGCAGCGGUGAUUCCCUCAAAGAGAUUGCACUGACCCAUUUCAGCACUCUGCGUUUUUCCAAGAGGAGGUUCACUACGACAAUCGAUCAUCUUCCGGAUUAUGUUCUCCUCAACAUCUUCAAUUAUCUUGAUUUCCUGGAACUAUGUGUUAUCGGCCUGGUGUGCCGCAAGUGGUACGCGCUGUCAAGGGACCGCACCCUGCACCGACGUGUGGACCUGUCGCACGUGCAGCUGACCCCCAAACAACUCAAACUGCUGCUUCAGAUGCGUGCCAUGCCACCUGCUGUUGAGGAGCUGCGUGUGUUUGGCGACCACCAUUGCCUCUGGGCUUGUAGCGUGUCACCGCGCGCCCUGCGGCGCAUCCAAAGUCGCUGCCCACGUCUCCGCCGCUUGCGCAUCCACAAUUUCAGUUUCCGUUCUUCGUCGCGCGACAAAUGCGUGCGCCUGGCCGACUUUCCCGAUACUCUAGAGCACCUGUCUCUGCGGGGAUCUAUUGUUGGCAGGUCGUCGUUCUUCAAAGCUAGUCGGCAGGGCCAGAACCUAUCGCGGCUCCAGGUGCUCGAUUUGGGUCGCUGUUUUUUUGUCGCUGAUGCAGAAGCCAAGCCUUGGCCCUGGCUUCCUAGCCUUACUCAGCUGUACCUUGAAGGUUGCCCGUUUUUGGAUAGCACUGGAUAUUUUCAGGAUAUGCUGCGCAAGCUGUCUAAGCUGACAUUGCUUGACGUGGAAGGGACGUAUAUUGCUGAGAAUGCUUUGGAGAUAGUAGCAUCUCACUGCUCUCUGUUGGAGCACCUAUAUGUGGGGUGCACAGCAACGAAGGAUAGUUCACUAGCCGCUAUGGGCAACUUUGGUGGGAUGACCAAGUUGCAGUCAAUCUGUUUGGUGCAGACCCAGGUGACAGAUGUGGGUUUGCUGCACCUGGCACGAGUAGCACCUGAGCUAAAAGUGAUAAUGCUCGAGAUGGACCAGGGAAUCUCGGACCAGGGCAUAGCUGAACUUUGUGACAGGCUGCCUAGUGUAGCUGUCCGGAUUGGCGAAUGCAUUGGCCUUGUGUCAGCUGUUUUUCGACAUGAAGGUUGUGGCCAUUAUGAGCUGCAGUAUGUUGACAGUACUACAUGACCAGCUUCUUCAUGCUCAGUUUUCAUCUCACUCCAUGCAAGGCAGACUAACAUUUACUUCACUCUUCUCAAAUUCAUCAUGCUACAUUAAGCAUCACAAGAUAGCAAAAGCAUGAUGUGCAACAUUUCCAGCAUAC